CUUUCCAUACUCUGCACGGCAGGCGCACUUCGCUGAGCCGCUCCACCGCUCCUUCUCCGCCAGGAAACAGACACCGGUCCGCCACAUUUCUCUCCAGUGUUCGGGCAUGAAGGACAGCCACAGACAGCAGAAAGCGGCUCCGGACCGACAGAACCCCCCGGGGGAAGGAUUCGAGGUUUCCAUCCAGCAGCUGAACGACCUGCUGACGGACAGCAGCGGCUUCUACAGCUGGCCUACCAGACACUUCCAUGAGGUUUACCCAAGGAUCUACGUGGGCAAUGCGUUUGUGGCGAUGAACGUGAUGCGUCUGAAGCGUCAGGGCAUCACCCACAUCCUGAACGCCGCAGAGGGAAACUCCUUCAUGCACGUCAACACCAACGCUGAGUUCUACAGCGGCACAAACAUCACGUACCACGGCAUAGCAGCGAGCGACACCGACCACUUCGACAUCAGCGUUUACUUUGAGGAGGCGGCGGAGUUCAUCGAGAAGGCGCUGGCGUACAAAAAUGGAAAAGGUAAAGUGUACGUCCACUGCAGGGAGGGGUACAGUCGCUCGCCCACCUUAGUCAUCGCCUACCUGAUGCUGCGCCAGGGCAUGAACGUCCACACCGCCCUCGCCACGGUGCGCCACAAACGAGAGAUCGGACCCAACGACGGCUUCCUCCGGCAGCUCUGUCGACUCAACCAGAGGCUGGCUGCUGACGGAAAGCUCUGGAACAAAUGAGACGGACUGUCCGUAAGAGAGGUCAAGAGUAUGCUUUGUUUCAUGAGAGGAUCGUGGAAGUGUUUGUACAGUACAAAAUAACACACACAUUAUAACUCUGAGGAAUCCCUGUGGUGAUGAUUCGUGUAACGUUUGAACACAGGCGCGCUGCAUUUACUCUGUGUACCAUGAGAGCUCUGUCACCAUGAAUAAUCAGUAAGGGUAUUUCAUUUAGUAACGUCCUUUGGUGUGUCUUCCUGCAGCUCAUUACUCCAGAGAACAAUACAUUGGUGUAGAAAUGAUCCAGAACCCCCCCUGAUUAUUCUCUGCAAUAAUCACAAAUCACAUGGAAAAUCCCAUUGCUGCCUUCAGGGUCCCCACACAGAAAUAGGACACCCCUGCACCAAAGGAGGUGUAAUUUAGAUGGUGUAACUGGUCUCCACCUUCUCUCAUUCACUUCCUCCUGGCAUCCAGCCCUUUGUCCCGGCCUCUCUCCUGCAAUCACUGCCAAAUCUCUCAGCCAUUCCUGCAGGGGUCUGAGGUGGACGCUGGGAUUGUCCCUACUGAAUCAGAUUUCAGGGAGAUAGAGGAGGGUAUUGUUACGGUAUCUUUUGGUAACAUGCCUGGUAUGUUUUAGAAAAACGGCACAAUAUCUGACCAAUGAUACAGAGUGUAGAAUGUCUGGGUGGUGCUUUAACAGGAAUUCUUGACACCAUUUCAUACUGCAAAAUAAUGAUGUUAACAGUCAAAUGAAGCUGGUUGGAUGCAGCAAAGGGAACAAGGAACAGUUUGUCAUUUGAGGAAACCAUUUCUUGUUUUUAAUCAUGAUUCACUUUCUUCCAAAAGUGAGGGAGGACGUUGAUCCCUCUCUCAUGUCUGUGUAGAGCUUACACCACCAGCUUGUUAGCUUUGCUUAGCACAACGACUGUAAAACAACCAGCUUGCAGCAACUUUAAAUCUUUGAGGCUAAUUAUUUUUUAUUCCCUCUAAAACUUAAACAUGCUAACCCACCUUUCGAAUGAGAGAUAACCCUGUUUCUUUGUGCAGCCUCAUUAAUCAGGUUUACGACUGGGGUAUACACUCAAAAUAAAGCAGAUUUAGAUAAGAUUGAAAUCCAAUUAAUGCAUGAAAAUGUUGCUGAAUGACUGCUUCCUGAUGCUAAGUUGUAUAAAGUCUGUCCACAAAAAAACAACUUUUCAAAUGCCUGUUUUCUUAAUGCAGUUUGGUGCGAUUAAUGCUACGCUAACAAUUAUUCCCAGCUCAAAUUCAUGUCUUUUUGUGUCCUUUCAUGCAGGGUGCUUGUGACUUUGAGUCAGGUUGGCUGUUUUUAAGCUGUUUGUCUUUGUGCUAAGCUAGGCUAACAUGCUACUAGCUGUAGCUUCGUGUUUAUCUGUACGGGCAUGAGGGUAACAAUCUUCUCGUCUAACUUUCAGCAAUAAAGUUAAACAUUAUAUUUGCCCCAACAAGUUAAGCAACUUCCUCAUGCACCUCUCGACAUAUUUUAAGUUAAUCGCUCACCCAACAUUUGCAUGGUGACUCACACACACAUGCAUUGUAGUGAUAUGAACUGUGACUUUAAACCAAAUCAAUAAGAGAAACAAAGCCACUAAACCAUAGAUUGUAAUUCAAACACUGCCAGAAUGUGAAAUGCAUCUGCCAGGAACUUACACACUAUUGGGUAACUCCUCAGUCAACACCUUUUGCACAUUAGUGUGUUUAUAUGUUUGUGUUUCAGAGUAUAUGGAGUUUUAUAUUGUACAGCAGCAUGCUUUGUAAUAUAAGCCUGAGCCAAGAUGUUGUUUAUAUUCCUGUUAGCUCAGCGAUGUAGCCUAUGUCUAUAUUUAUUAGCGUGCAUUAUUGUGUGUGCAUCAUGUGUCACCAUGUGCUUUAUUGAGCUCGUGAAUCCUCUUGUGCAUUACUGAGUAGUGUGUGAUGUUGUUCCUGUCACUAGGCUUCCAUUGGGUCUCUCGGAUUCAGAACUGCUUCUAUGAAGUGCACUUUAUCUAAUGACACGGCUGAUUGUUGUCGCUCUCUCUGCAUAUUAUCAGUAAUAAACUGGCUA
Molecule: messenger RNA, 2765 nt
Organism: Eleginops maclovinus (Patagonian blennie)
Lineage: Eukaryota; Metazoa; Chordata; Actinopteri; Perciformes; Eleginopidae
Product: dual specificity protein phosphatase 3-like
Exons: 3
Coding region: 107-724 (205 amino acids)
Biological process (GO): negative regulation of MAPK cascade; protein dephosphorylation
Cellular component (GO): cytoplasm
Molecular function (GO): protein tyrosine/serine/threonine phosphatase activity; MAP kinase phosphatase activity
Source: RefSeq, a predicted model, not a curated record